GUCUCUGUGUCUCUGUGUGUCUGUGUGUGUCUCUGUGUCUCUGUCCCCUGCUCAGGCGAGACAUCUGUGUGGUGUUUGACCGUGAGCGGCUGCUGGAGCUGCUCCGCCGCUACCUAGCGGAGCGACAGGAGUCUGCGUGGCGGGGUGCCAUGGACCUCCGCCAUCGCACCGUGCAGGACGUCAUGACGCCGAUCACGGACUGCUUCAUGCUGAGCAUCGACAGCACACUCGACUUCCAGACGAUGUCGCAGGUGAUGCAGAGCGGCUACACACGUGUGCCUCUGUACGAGGGUGAGCCGGCCAACGUGGUGGACCUUCUGUGUGUCCGAGACCUCGCGAUGGUUGAGCCGGCCGACUGCACGUCGCUCCGGACCAUAGCACGCUUCUACAGCCGCCCGCUGCACUUUGUGUUCAACGACACGCAGCUGCACGCCGUCAUGGACGAGUUCCGCAGGG
Molecule: messenger RNA, 456 nt
Organism: Petromyzon marinus (sea lamprey)
Lineage: Eukaryota; Metazoa; Chordata; Hyperoartia; Petromyzontiformes; Petromyzontidae
Source: RefSeq, a predicted model, not a curated record